Molecule: messenger RNA, 1935 nt
Organism: Punica granatum (pomegranate)
Lineage: Eukaryota; Viridiplantae; Streptophyta; Magnoliopsida; Myrtales; Lythraceae
Source: RefSeq, a predicted model, not a curated record
AUGAUCGCCAAGUCAAGGGAAGGGGAGGAUCACCUCGUCAACUUGAAGCGUCUCUUCGACCGUCUCAAGAAGUACAAGCUCCGGCUCAAUCCAGCAAAAUGCACUUUCGGCUCCAAGUUGGGAAAGUUACUAGGGUUCAUAGUCAGCGAGCACGGCAUUGAAGUGGAUCCAGAUAAGGUAAAAGCAAUAUUGGAGAUGCCUCCACCGAAAACCGUGCGCGAAGUGCGAGGCUUUCUCGGCCGGCUGAAUUACAUUGCGCGAUUCAUUGCAAACCUGACGGACAAAUGUCAACCGCUCUUUCGCUUGCUCCGCAAGAAUGCAGCAAUUGAGUGGGACGACGAAUGUCAGAAAGCCUUCGAUACCAUCAAGGCAUACUUGAUUCAGCCGCCGGUGUUGGUCCCGCCGAUAUCGGGUCGUCCUCUCAUCCUUUACCUGACAGCAGAUCCUUUGAAGUACCUACUUGAUAGCCCCUCUUCCAUGAGGAGCAUUGCAAAAUGGCGCUGUCAAUUAGCAGAAUACGACAUUGAAUAUGUGGCGCGCACGUCAGUUAAAGGACAAGCAAUUGCAGACCACUUGGCAGAGUUUCCGAUUGAAGACAACACGCCUAUUGAUCCAGACUUUCCAGAUGAAGGAAUCCUCCAAGUCGACAGUGAGGAGGAUAGCCCAGCAUGGAAGAUGUAUUUCAAUGGAGCAGUCAACUCCACUGGCUCGGGCAUCGCAUGCAUCCUCGGCCUACAAGCAGCUAUCGACUUCAAAGUCAAGAAGUUAGAGGUUUUCGGGGACUCAAUGCUCACAAUUUUCCAAACGCUGGGGCAAUGGAAGACAAAGGAUGAGAAGCUAGUACCCUAUCACGAGUAUCUUGAGGAGUUAGCGGAGAACUUCGAAAAGAUCACGUUCACUUACACGCCUCGCAUAAAGAAUCACUUCGCAGACGCACUCGCAACGCUCGCUUCCAUGGUGAGCAUCACAAAAGAAAAUCUCAUCGAGCCUCUCGAGAUUGAGAUUACCAAGGGCCCUGCUCAUUGCGACGCAAUCGAGGCUACCGAUGCAAAGCCUUGGUUCGAAGACAUUAAGCAUUUUCUGCAGACUGGUCAAUAUCCGCAGUUUGCCAGUCACCGCGAUCGAAAGACACUCCGGUUGCUUGCAACGCACUAUUUUCUGAGCGGUGAAACGCUCUAUAGGCGCUCUCUUGAUGCUACGCUGCUCCGAUGUGUCGACGGACAAGAGGCACAACGCCUCAUCCAAGAAGUACACGGGGGAAGCUGUGGACCUCACAUGAACGGACUUAUGCUUGCCAAGAAGAUCAUGCGGUUGGGCUAUUUUUGGUCCACCAUGGAAACUGACUGCGUCAAGCACGUCAGGCACUGCUGCUUAUGCCAAGUUUAUGCAGAUCAGAUCAAAGCACCGCCCAACGAGUUACACCCGAUGGCAGCUCCGUGGCCCUUCUCAAUGUGGGGCAUGGAUGUCAUUGGUCCCAUCAAUCCCAAAGCAUCCAAUGGGCAUCUUUUCAUCUUAGUGGCGAUCGAUUAUUUCACCAAGUGGAUCGAAGCCAUUACGCUCGCAUCAGUUACUGCAAAAGCUGUGGCACGCUUUCUCAAGCGUGAUAUCAUUGCAAGAUACGGGGUCCCCGCAACGCUUAAUCUCAUCGAUGAGAAACGGCUAGCAACACUCUGCCACGGACAAUGCUACCAGCAGAGGAUGGCUCGGGCAUUUAACGCGAAGGUCCGCCAUCGCGAGUUCAAACCCGGAGACCUCGUUCUGCGCAAAGUCUGGCAUAUUGCUCCCGACUCUAGGGGCAAGUUCGCAUACAAAUACGACGGACCUUUCGUCGUCACAGAAGUCUUCUCUAAAGGCGCCAUCAUUUUAAGCGAUAUGGACGGGACCGAGAAUGCACUCCCUGUCAAUGCCGACGCCCUCAGGAAGUACUAUCCCUGA